AUGGCGUCCGCCUCGUCUCUCCCGUUCGGCCAAUCCGUGGAGCCGGACAGACGCGUCAUCAGCAAAAGAAAAGAAAAAAAAAAAAAGAAGAAGAAGAAGCAAGCGAUCGCAGCAGCAUCCGCCAAAGUCCAUUUCCACCUUAUCCGAAGGGACUCGAGAAAGGGAGGUUCGAAAGAUCCACCCACCCACCCGACACAGUUACUGGAGUGCUACCUGCCGAAUCGCGCGCGCCUGCCAAAAAAGCGAUGGGCUCCCGUUUCGGAACAGCAUCAGGGGUCAAUUCCGGCGCCUGGAGUCAACCGGCCGAGUCGUCCACCACCUACGCCUUCACACGCGCGGCGGCCGCGGUGGUGGUGGAGGUGGAGCAGAGCAGAAGAUGAUGAUGAUGAGGGAGGCGGCGUGAACCGCCGAAUCUCGCGGUCGCGGACGGAGCCGCGGCGCGGGCGGGCGAGCGAGCGAGCCCUGGUCUCUCUCUGCGUUAAUAAUAGAAGAAAAAUGGAGCUGCUCAACAUUAUUCUAGUUAUAGCAUCUCUGCUCCCAUUCUCAGCAUCUGAUCGUCAAGGUGAUGCUUUGUACGAUAUGAAGCUGAAACUAAAUGCUACUGGCAAUCAGCUUUCUGACUGGAACCAAAAUCAAGUUAACCCUUGCACUUGGAAUUCUGUUAUUUGUGACAAUAACAACAAUGUUGUGCAAGUAACAUUGGCUUCUAUGGGGUUUACUGGAGUUCUGUCACCAAGAAUCGGAGAUCUGGAUUAUUUAAAUGUUCUGUCAUUGCCUGGUAACAACAUCACUGGUGGCAUACCAGAGCAGUUUGGCAACCUCUCUCGGUUGACAAGCUUAGAUUUGGAAGACAACCUGUUGGUUGGGCCAAUACCGGCUUCUCUUGGCAGGCUUUCAAAGCUCCAGCUUCUGAUACUAAGUCAAAACAAUCUCAAUGGCUCUAUUCCUGAUACGCUAGCAAGCAUCUCAAGCUUGACAGACAUUCGGCUGGCUUACAAUAAACUCACUGGCCAAAUACCUCCCCAGCUGUUUCAAGUUGCACGUUACAAUUUUUCAGGUAAUAACUUGACCUGUGGAGCAAACUUCCUCCAUCCGUGUGCCUCAAGUAUGUCUUACCAAGGUUCAUCCCGUGGUUCGACAAUAGGCAUUGUGCUUGGAACAGUUGGAGGUCUGAUGGGGUUUCUAAUCAUAGGGGCUAUAUUCAUUAUCUGUAAUGGAAGGAGGAAAAGCCAUCUACGUGAAGUAUUUGUGGAUGUAUCAGGUGAAGAUGAUCGUAGAAUUGCAUUUGGCCAGUUGAAAAGAUUUGCAUGGCGAGAAUUGCAACUUGCAACUGAUAAUUUCAGUGAGAAAAAUGUUCUUGGACAAGGGGGUUUUGGGAAAGUAUAUAAAGGAGCACUUCCAGAUGGCACUAAGAUUGCUGUAAAACGCUUAACUGAUUAUGAGAGUCCUGGUGGAGAGGCUGCUUUCUUGCGCGAGGUUGAGCUGAUCAGUGUUGCAGUUCACCGGAAUCUUUUAAGAUUGAUUGGUUUCUGCACAACACAAACAGAGCGCCUACUUGUUUAUCCUUUCAUGCAGAAUCUUAGUGUGGCCUACCGUCUGCGAGAAUUUAAACCUGGGGAGCCAAUAUUAGAUUGGUCUGCAAGGAAGCGAGUGGCUAUAGGCACAGCUCGUGGACUGGAGUAUUUGCACGAACACUGCAAUCCUAAGAUUAUACAUCGUGACGUCAAGGCUGCCAAUGUCUUGCUUGAUGAAGGUUUUGAACCAGUUGUUGGUGAUUUCGGCUUGGCCAAGCUGGUGGAUGUACAGAAGACAUCCGUGACUACUCAGGUUCGUGGAACCAUGGGUCACAUUGCCCCCGAGUAUUUGUCCACUGGGAAGUCAUCCGAGAGAACCGAUGUUUUUGGUUAUGGCAUAAUGCUUCUCGAGCUAGUUACUGGUCAGCGUGCCAUCGACUUUUCACGUCUGGAGGAAGAAGAUGAUGUGUUGUUACUUGAUCAUGUCAAGAAGCUGCAAAGGGAAGGGCAUCUCGACGCCAUCAUUGACCGCAACCUGAACAACAAUUACAACGGGCAGGAGGUGGAGAUGAUGAUCCAGAUCGCGCUGCUCUGCACGCAGGCUUCGCCCGAGGACCGCCCCACCAUGUCCGAGGUGGUCCGGAUGCUGGAAGGUGAGGGCCUCGCCGAGCGGUGGGAGGAGUGGCAGCAGGUGGAGGUGACGAGGAGGCAGGACUACGAGCGGAUGCAGCAGCGGUUCGACUGGGGCGAGGACUCCGUCUACAACCAGGACGCCAUCGAACUGUCCGCCGGCAGGUAA
Miscanthus lutarioriparius is the source of this 2313-nucleotide messenger RNA. The record is from the annotation of a GenBank genome assembly. Lineage: Eukaryota; Viridiplantae; Streptophyta; Magnoliopsida; Poales; Poaceae.